Messenger RNA from Rotaria sp. Silwood2, 690 nucleotides. The record is from the annotation of a GenBank genome assembly. Lineage: Eukaryota; Metazoa; Rotifera; Eurotatoria; Philodinida; Philodinidae.
AUGGUGCCGUCACCACGACCAUGUGUCUUCAGCGAGUGUAAGCGUCCGUCUCGAGCUUUGUGCAUUUUCUGUCAACAAUAUUUGUGCCUUGAUCAUUUGAAAGAACACGAUGAUUUAAUUAGUGCUCAAUUGCCACCUUUGGCCGACCAAAUCAAUACACUCUCAAAUCAAUUUAACAAAGGUGUUUUGAUAGAAUCAUCUAGUCUCACAGAACUUAAACAAUGGCGUGAAUAUGCUCAUAGAACAGUAGACCAAUUCUAUGAGACAAAAUAUCGACAAUUUGAACAAUUUAUUCAAGAGAGAAAAGACAAACAGAGAAAAGAACUUGAUCGAAUACGAAGCAAUGUAAAUAAAGUGAUUCAAGAACAAGAAGCAACACAAGAACAGAUUAAUUCAAUGACAGAAUCUAUUCGAUCUUUUGAACAAGAUGUCAACAACCUUCAACAUGUUCAUUUCCAUAUUAGUCCAUUGAUAAUUGAUGAAAAUCUCAUUUUUAUUCCGCCAAAGACACUGUCACGAGCUCUAUUAUCUGUACCAUCUGCACAUCAAACAAUGCAAUCAACAUCAGACACAGUAAUGAGCAACGAUAAUCAUGUACUAGCGCAUCAAAAACGUAGUCCAUGCGCCCGAGGUAAGCAAAAUACAAAUUUUCAAACCAGCUGUCUUUUUUUCUUUUGGUUACAAUCAUGA